CUGCAGUGGUGCUGGGAGGCAUUGGCCAGCAGAGAAAGGUCAGGCAAAACACCGCUUGAUAGAACAACAAGGCACAGACACAGACACAGCGUCACAAUGCACUCAUUGAAGUCGAAGCUGUUAGGCAGAGGAGAGAAAGCUGUCCACCCGCCAUCGUCGCACAAUUCGUCGAAGUCUUCCGAGAUGGGAGACUCGUCGGUCAACGUGGAGGACAUCGACGAGGUCGACGACCAGGGCCAGUCGAUACUCAUGGGGAUCAUCUCCCAGCUAAGACCGGGGUGCGACUUGUCGAGAAUCACGUUGCCGACGUUCAUUCUUGAGAGAAAGUCCAUGCUCGAAAGAGUGACGAACCAGCUUCAGCAGCCAGACAUCCUGAUCGAGGCCAGCAACACAAAGGACCCACUAGAGCGGUUUUUGCUUAUAGUGAAGUGGUACAUGUCGUGCUGGCACAUUGCUCCACAGGCUGUCAAGAAGCCGUUGAACCCGAUCUUGGGCGAGUACUUCACAUGCUACUGGGACCUCCCGGACGGCACUCAGGCGUUCUACGUGGCCGAGCAGACGUCCCACCACCCGCCAAAGUCGUCAUACUUCUACAUCAUUCCCGAGCAUGGGAUCAGGAUUGAUGGACUGGUGGAACCAAUGUCGAGAUUCUUAGGCAACUCCACCGCGGCAAUGAUGAACGGCUUGACGAAGUUGACGCUCUUGAACGUGAUCGACAAGCAAACAGGCCAACCUGAGGUGUACACGCUAUCACAGCCAAACAUGUACGCUCGAGGCAUCUUGUUUGGAGGGUUGAAGUUUGAGUUGGGCGACCAUUUGUACAUCAAGGUUUCCAGCUCCCCGCUCGUGGCAGACGUUGAGUUUAAAACAAAGGGCUUGAUCUCCGGAACAUACAACGCCAUUCAAGGUACUAUUGAGAAAGAGCACGAAAAGCUGUACGAGAUUAGUGGGAAAUGGAACGAGGUGAUGGAGAUUAAAGAUCUUAAGACCAAAAAGACUUCCGUCUUGUUUGAUUGCUUCAAGGCAAAGCCAUUGAGACCAAAGGUCAGAGACAUUUCCGAGCAGGGAGAAUUUGAAAGUAGAAGGUUGUGGCUCAAGGUGACCGACGCCUUGGCCGAGAGAAACCACACCGUCGCCACAGAUGAAAAGUUCAAGGUGGAAGAGGAACAGAGAGAAGCUGCCAAAAAGAGAGUUGAGGAUGGAGUGGAGUUCCAGCCAAAGUUGUUCAGAAAGUUGACCAUAGAAGAGACUGCUGAAUUUGGUAACGAGCAUUUGGAGUUUGUCAUUUACAAAGACCAUGCCUUGAAACACGAUGCAGCCAAGCACGACGUCAAGAAAAUGGAAGAACAUGUUUUUGAGAUUGCUCCCUUCCUUCCUGGACAGCAGUUCAAUGACAAAUUUGAGAUACCAGCUUACGAAAAACUGAAGGAGCACGCAUAAUUUAUCUCUCUCUCAUGGUCACCGGCCAACCUCACGACCCUUUCCAUCUCCCGACGCAACCUGAGCUGACUGGUUUGCUACACGUUAGUUUGAUUUUUUUUACUCCUACCUUAUUCUUUCCCCCUCCAUCCCACAUCCACCUUCCCUACUCUCCCAUUACGGUUCCAUUUUUUUUACGCUUUUAUCAUGCACAUUUCCACACAUUUCCGUUCAAGUUUACCUCUCCA
Pichia membranifaciens NRRL Y-2026 is the source of this 1667-nucleotide messenger RNA. RefSeq lists its product as hypothetical. Gene Ontology annotation, cellular component: cortical endoplasmic reticulum; cytosol; membrane. NCBI's taxonomy places the organism in Eukaryota, Fungi, Ascomycota, Pichiomycetes, Pichiales, Pichiaceae. Gene Ontology annotation, molecular function: sterol binding. The record is from RefSeq and is a predicted model, not a curated record. The transcript is spliced from 2 exons. The coding region runs from base 97 to 1440 and encodes 447 amino acids.